UGCCUGGCGGAGCGCCCUGAUUGGCUGACAGCGGCCCAGGAGGCGCAGUGCAGGCUCGUGAUUGGCUGACAGCUGUCGAUGAGGCGGGAUCAUCUCAGCUCCGACUGUCAAGAUUGGCAAAGAGCUGGCGCUGCUGCGUGCAGGUAAAAAGGAACAAGCGACACAAAACAGAAAACAUUUAUCUUGGCAGAAAGCGAGGAGUGCGAUGGAAACGGAGUCUCCGGUGAAACCUUUCCGUGCGGCAGAACCCCAAAAGCGAGGCAUUUAAGUCGGUGAAAAAAGCGCAACACCUUCAGCUUCUUGGAAGAAAGUGCCGUUGUGUCAACCAUCGCUUGGCUCGCGGGCACGCUUUGUACAGCAAGCAACUUGGACAGCUGCGUGUUUUCAAGCAAGCCAUCAACAAAGAAUGAAAGCAUUCAAACGAGCUCUGGAAGAAGAGCAUCGCCCGGAGCAGGAGCACUCCUCGGCUGUGUCGGACAGUGAUGACGGCUCCCCGCUCGACCUGUCAGGAAGGGGGCUCUUUGGGAAGCGCCGUCGCCGCGGCAACCUGCCCAAGGAGGCGGUGCAGAUCCUGCGGAGCUGGCUGUACGAGCACCGCUUCAACGCCUACCCGUCUGAGCAGGAGAAACUCAGUCUGUCGGGCCAGACCAACCUCUCUGUGCUGCAGAUAUGUAACUGGUUCAUCAAUGCACGUCGCCGCCUCCUCCCUGACCUGCUCCGCAAAGAUGGCAAAGAUCCCACCAAGUUUACUAUCUCCCGCAAGGUUGGCAGUAAAAGUGAAGGCCACUCGUCUCAUGGAGGCGGAGCCAGCUCUCCAGAAAGCAACUCUUCCACCUCCUCAUCUCAACAACGCCCGUCUGUCAUCCGCUCUGCCCCUACACUGGACCUCAGUCUCCUUGGGAGCACAGCGACGGCUAUUCUGACAGGAGCGGGCUACCCUGGUAAGGAAGGGUCGGUGCAGGCGCUGAUGAAGCUCGAUGCACAAAGUCUGCUGAGAGAAGCAGAGGAGCAGGGGGUCAAUACGGUUUGUCUCACCAGCACAACAAUGGCAGCUAGCCCCACCGGUGGUCUCUUCAACACGCCUCCCCCAACUCCUCCCGAGCUGUUCCCCAGCCAGGACUUCAGCGACUUGAGGCUCCUGGUCGACGCUGCUCUUCAGAGGGCAGCAGAGCAGGAGAAUCAGAAGAGGCUCCAGGAAAGCCAGAACAGACCUACAGAGGCUGUAAAGACUGAAUCAGUGGAGGCACAGUGCAGUGCUUACGGUAGUGACAUGGGACCUACACCGCCUCCAGAGGACAGCCAGCAAGUCAUGGAUCCUUCCAGGGUGCAGAGUCUGAUGGAGAAGGCUAUGGCUGUUCCUGCGUCAGCUGUAACUUCAGUAAAGGCUCCAGUGCCUCUGUCUUUAGCAGCCUCUGGUCCAGUCCAAGCUCCAGUCUUGGUCCCAGCCCCAAGGCUAUCUCCUCUCCCGAUGAAUAAAGUCAUCUGGAGUCCCUUGGAGAAGGACACUGCCAGAGCCUCCAGCCCAAACCAGACUCAGCUCACCCCAGCCCAUCUGCCAACCAUAGUGCCAGUGCCUGCCUCAGUUUUAGGACAGCCGAAUUCCCAGAAACCAGCUGCUGCUCCAGCCCUCACCCCAGCUCCAGCCACAAGCUCAGUUCCAGCUCCACUGCCCACCGUGUGUCCUACGAGUGCGUCAGUGGCAGCCACAAGGCCAGUCUCGUUGCCAUCACAAGUCCUCCCAGCCACAAGUCCCACCUCCAUCACUGCUCCAAGCCAGGCGUCACCCCACACCGUAGCGCUUGUUCCAGCUGCUCGUUCUCCAGCCAUCGCCUCUUUCACAGACCCCAGAGGAGUCCCUCUUUACCUGCCGUUCCACAAAUCCCCCAUAAUCCCAGUCACAGUUCCAUGUCCAUCACCACCAGUUUUAACCACAGCGUCGUCUCCAGCCCCUGUUCACAACCCAGUCUUUGCCUCUGCCCAAACUCCAACUCCUCUCCCUACUUCAGCCCCAACAUCCUCCUCUAUGCCAACAGUUACACCUCUCCUGGGCCUUGCUUCCCACCUCACUGCUCCUCUUCAGCCUUCCUCCUCCACCAGCAGCAGCAGUAGCAGUAUAAAUAGUAGUGCACAGAGAAACACAGCAGUGGUGCCCAGUGUUUGGAGCAUGGUCCAUGCUGAUACCAGGCAACCCACUUCUCUUCAAGUUGUAAAGACCCCCAUCACCACAGUGUGGGGCCCUCAGCACAGCCUGCACACAGUGAGUGAAACUGUGAACUAGGAGCUGGAAGUUGGCACCUUUUUUAAAUAUAUAUAUAUAUAUAUAUAUAUAUAUUUCUGCGGAGGAGAGAGGCCAAACACUCCUGUUGGCUGGACAACACUGUAUAUAGGAGAAUGUAUCUUCGUCACCAGGCCCCCUUUUUGUCAUCAAUGCCUGUGCCUGCAGAAUACAGGGAACGAGAUCUGGGACACAAUGAAGUAACAAUUACGGGGUGUUACAGAGACUUGCUGUUUAAAGCAACUUUUUAUCGUUUAAAUAUGCUGUUCUUGAUGGAGACACCUGCUGGUAAGAACACUUUGAUGUCAUUUCUCACAAGGAACAUUCCUGACAGAGCAGAGUAAAUGUAUUGUACAAAGUUUUUGAUGCCGAUUUUUCAAAUCUCUUUCCACGUGACAGAUAAUGGAUGAGGAGGAAAUAUCCCUUAAUUGUACACAGUGUACUUUGGUAUCAUUUUCAGGACCAGCAGUUAGCCUCUUCAGUAGCAGUACUGGACUUUAUUGAAUGUACAAAAGACACUGAUAUCAUUGGCUAGGCUGCCUAUCAUCCAUUCCCCUCCAGGAUAAAAAAGGAGGACAUGAGUGUUUGGUUUUUUUUUUAAUCCUCCACACAGAGCAACACCAUCAUAGUAAUGCAGAUUUUGGUCUGGUUUUCUCUCUAGCAUAUUUCCCUCUCUUUUUCCCUCGGAGCUGAGCAGAAGGGGAAUUGAUUGUACUGCAGCGAGCCUGACUGAAUGACUCGCCUCAAUGUGUCUGUCUCCAUCCUGCCCCUCCUUCCUGUCUUCCUGUCUUUUUAUAGCUAAGGGGAUUCAUUGGCCCUGAUGAAUUGUCCUCUCUGCCACUCAACACAUGCGCUCAAGUACCACGUGUUUCUUUGUUUGCCAUAGAAACAUCUUUUCUGUGUUUUAGCCAAAGGCGAGGCAGUCAUGUCCGUCACUUUAUGCGACCAUGAUCAGUUGUGUGCGACUUUCAGGGAUUGUAGUUGAGGGGGGGGAGGGCUAUUGAUAUAGGACGAAGGGGAGAGGGUCACAUUGGAUCUGUUACAGAAAUCGAUUUCAGUUGAGAGGUGAGCAGCUUGGCGAUCUGAUGACAUCAAGCUCUCACAGCUCCUGGAUUGAAACGUUACACUUGCUGCAAGACUUGGCGCCUUUUAUCUUCUGUGGUGGGAAUUCACUUUAAACAUUGGUAGAGAUAAAAUUAUUCAGAUUUCCCUGUCAAUUUGGGGCCUUAUGAUUUGGUCUGUGUAUUUCAAACCUGAAUGUCUUACUAGUGCAAAGAUGAAUUGAUGCAUGUAGUGUGUAGGCAACGCAAAUGUAGCACAUUUACUGAAAUAGCUGGAAUUUGCUCGGGGGGGUUUCCUUCCCAGCAUAAAAAUCCAAGUUUUUCCUCAUCAGUGCUUUCCACCUGUGUUUAGAAAUGGUUUCUAGAGAUUUCUAAUCAUUCAUAAAGCUGUAGUUUCCAUGAAACUGUCGUAGCAUAAUCCACGAUAUAUGGCUGAAUGCCAUCAGGGCAUCUAUUAACAGUAGCGUCAUGUGGAGGAGUUCCGAUGUGAAUAAUACUUUAGCAGGAUUGUGCAUCAAAUCUUCAAUACUGUCUUGUUCACCAGUGUCUUGAGCUGUGGUUGGUUAUAACGGUUACAAUUUACAUGUGCAAGGAGUUGGACAGAAGGAGAAUGUCUGUCUGAUGUCAGGUCAGAGUACUGCUGAGCACAGACCCUGCGAAAACGUCACGGCUGAUAUCAACUCUUUCCACUUCUAUUUUGUUUGUCCCUUCUCACUGCCAGUAAUGCGCUGUGGACGUCACUAGAGGAGUUUGGGUUUUUUUUGUUUUGUUACAGGUACUCACUAGACUGAUGUGCAUUUAUACCUCAAUUUACACAGAUCAUGUCAGGCUUGGGUCAUAUGUAGAAUACUAAGUAUUAAAGUAAUAUUUUAUUGUUCAUACUACAUCAUGCCACUGUGACAACACCUUUAUCGGUUUAGAUACUGGAAAUGGCUGGCUAAAGAUUAGGCAGGCAUGUGGGGGUUUUUUUCUUUUUAAUAGCAAGGUUUCUAUGUGAUUUUUAGAUGCAACAUGAUGCUCCAAUCAGAUCAGACAAUGUGAUGAUGCGUGUAAAUAUUUUCAAGGUCAUGUUUUUGUUUUUGUUUUGUUUUUUGUAUUGGCAUGAACUUUAUCUCAAACUAUGUAGUUUUCUUACAGCCAAAUGCAUUCAAAAAUGUUUUUCAAGUUCAUGUUGUGAAUCAUGACUGACCGUUGGCAGUAUGACUGGCUGCUGUGCCUUAAACCUACGACUGAGGGAUGAUGUCCCUUUUUUAUAUAUAAAACUUCUCAAUAGUCUGUGCAAUAUAUGCCUUAAACUUUAAAUGUGUGUUUUGUAUAAACAUUUCAAAGAAAUAAAAGUUCAGUUUUUCUUACAUGCUCUUUCAUA
Molecule: messenger RNA, 4702 nt
Organism: Epinephelus moara (kelp grouper)
Lineage: Eukaryota; Metazoa; Chordata; Actinopteri; Perciformes; Serranidae
Exons: 3
Coding region: 407-2278 (623 amino acids)
Biological process (GO): regulation of transcription by RNA polymerase II
Molecular function (GO): DNA-binding transcription factor activity, RNA polymerase II-specific; RNA polymerase II cis-regulatory region sequence-specific DNA binding
Source: RefSeq, a predicted model, not a curated record